CCCCCCCCCCCCCUCCCCUUCCGGGCCGUGUCAAGCGGCGCCACCAACGUGGAGCGCGGAAGGUCCCUCCCGCGGGGCGUCGGGUGGGCGCGCGCGGGCCCGGGCAGCCGCAGCCGUUAAGCCGCCGCGCUCGCUCGCUCGCUCCGCGGGGCCAGGGGCGGCAGGCAGCGGGGCAGGCCGCGCCGCCGGGAUCACCUGUUGGCCCGGGCCGCCCGCUGCACACCACCCCGAUCCUUCCCCACCCCCCCCCCCCCCCCCCCCGCUCCUUCCCGCCGCCGUUGGGAGCGGUCGCCGCCGCCAUGGCGGAGACCGAGGAGAGGAGCCUCGACGACUUCUUCGCCAAGCGGGACAAGAAAAAGCGGAAGGAGAAGAGCAGCCGAGGGGCGGCCGCUGCCGCCGCCGCCGCCAGCGCCUCCAACGCUGCCUCUAACGCCGCGGGGGCGGCCGCGGCGGCCGGGGGAACGCGCCCGGCGGAUGGCAGCGGCUCCGGGGCCGCCGCGAACAACGCCGGCUCCGCCAAGACGGCGACCAAGGAAGAGGAUGAUUGGAAGGAGUUCGAGCAAAAGGAAGAAAUUGAUUAUAGUGGUCUUAGAGUUCAGUCCAUGCAAAUAAGUGAAAAAGAAGAUGAUGAAAGUGAAAAAAGAGAAGAACCUGGUGACAACUGGGAGGAGACUGGUAGUGGUAUAGACAGAUCAUCUGGUCCUUGGAACAAGUCAGCUCCUGCACCAGCACCUGUUGUUGAACCAAUUGUUACAGAAACCCCAGAACCAGUUCAGACUGGUGGUGUCUACAGGCCGCCUGGUGCCAGGGAGGGUGGCAGGCCACGACGAGCACAGCAAGGACCACCAGAAAUCUAUAGUGAUACGCAGUUUCCAUCACUGCAGUCCACUGCCAAGCUUGUAGACAGUCGAAAGGAUAAAGAAAUGGAGAAGAGCUUUGAAGUAGUAAAACACAAAACUAGAGGUAGGGAUGAGGUCUCAAAAAACCAGGCACUUAAACUUCAGCUAGACAACCAGUAUGCUGUGCUUGGGGAUCAGUAGAGCUGCAUACACAUUACAAUUAAGGAAUGCUUUUUUGGUAACCCUUCUACUAAGGUAACUAAACUACAGCUAACGGCUAUGAUGAACAUGCCACCUUAUUUCUGCUGGAUCUACUGCAGCAAGUGCAGACUACUUUGACGUAAGUGAUUGGUUCUCCUGCACUAUGGAAGCAUAAUAUGUUACAACUUCUCCAUUGGAUAUGGGGCAAAUUAUUGUAAUGAUUGAACAAGAGUCAUCAGUGUUCUUUAAUUGCUGAGAAAGAUACCUACAGCCAGUGGUCAUUUCAAAAUCUUUUUAUGUUCAGAUACUGAGCCUUCGUAAAGGUUGACUACCUCAGACUUGCUGCACUCAUUGUGGACACCAUGUGGAUCACAACUUCUGGAAGAGAAGGUUACAGCUGUUUUAGUGGCCAUCUGAAACUUGAAACCAGCUCUACUGGAUUCCUGUCAGAAAUCCUGCAGAAGUCAGCCAUUUGGUUCCAAUUUGCUAUAACAAAGAUUUAAGUGACCUUAAUGACAAACCUAUUCUGUUCCCCUUCUGAGGAAUCCUGUCAUGUGUAGCCAUAGCCUACUAGAGACUCCUGAAGUGUACCAUACCACUCAUACUAUCCAAGUAUAACAGAGCUGUAGUUUGUUUACCUUUUUAGAUAGCUGUACUGAAGUAACUACAAAACAAAUUAAAACUCUCAGUAUCAGAUUUGAGGAAUGAUGGGUUUGAAUGGUCUGUUUGCAUUAGCCAUUUUCACAGUUGUCUGUUUAAGCAUUUUUUUUCUGUUCUCCACAAAAAAAUGCCUGCCUUGUUUCUGGUAUCAAAUUGGAGUAUAUUUAAAUAAUGAUGAGAUGUUGUAGUGAAAUAAGGUUUAUUUUGUUUUUUUUUGUCAUGGGGUUUGUCUUUCUUGCCCUAAAGCACUAAGACGAGUUUUGGUUUGACACAGAGGUAUCCAGACUUCAACUACAGUCCUCAGAAUUUGUCUUAUAAAAAUGAGAUACAUGGCAGUAGCGAUACUAGAUAAAAAUUUCUCCUCUAUUAAAAAUAGUUAUUUGUUUGUUGAAAGGUAAUGGUUACUUGAUAACCAAAAUAACUUAAUAAGCAGAUGGAUAACUAAAGCUGGUAAGCCUUAUUUGUUUGGCUACUUCUGUGAAGCAUGCAGGCUUUUUGAGGCAGAAAUCCUCUAAGUGAAAACUCAGAAAUGGUGUUUAUUCAGAGUCAGGAAGUUUAGUAACAAUUGAGGGCAGUGACUUCUAUGAGUCGUUGCCUCAUCACUGACUUAAUUUAGUGGAAGUAGGCAAAAUGGCACUGAUACACUAAGAAUAUAGGACGUUGCCCAUAACUCUGACUCAAUGAACGAAACCUGUCAAGUACCAAAAGUGCUGUACUGUAACUGUUUUUCUCUUCUCUGAAUUCUUAUACCAGAAGCAAAAUGAAGUACAACAGUGGCGUGCUCCAGUGUUGAGGUUUCUCAGAGUAAAUGCCAAAAAAUAGACCCAAUAUCUAUAAGAAUUGCCAAUGGCAAGAAAAACAAGGGAACAAAACAAAACUUGCUUAAGUGUGUGGGAGUAUUGUGUAUGUGCAGAUGAUGAGGAUAGUGCAGGAAUCGCCUAGUUGGGUUCCCUCUGACUAACUGCUGACUCGCUUUAAAUCUUCUUCUCUGAGGCCAAUAGGAAUUUUGCCGUUGACUUCAGUGGGGCUGGGGUUUCACCUGGUUCUUUUGUGCACAGACUAAAACUGGCCUUGCCCUUGCAGAGUUAACUGUCUCUAAAACUUCUGCUAGAAGCUGCUAUUAAAGAGAGGGCUCAAGAGACUAUUCUUAAAGUUGGAGACUUCAUUUGGAAACAAAACCCCACUGAAAGACUAAUACCAAUAGCUUGGACUCUGAGCCAUGUAUCUUCCUUGAGAAUAGAUUGUUGCCAGCAAAACUGUUGAUUUGUCACUAAAGAUUUCUGUGGAAUUCAUGGUAAAUGGACAUGUCACUUGGUGUGGUAGAAACGUGAACUCUUAAAACACUUCCCCUGAUGCUCUAAAGCGAUUGAGAUCACCAACGCACAUGAAUCAAGUUUUAGUCUACUGUAUGAAGGGUAGAUGAGACUGUCCAUUGUACCAUCUUUAUUUGAGGUUUUGGGCAUGAAUUCUGGCAGUUUAAGAAAACCCUGUAACAGUUUCAAAUCAAAUAAAAUGGAAAUAUAUGUGGAUUCUGGAGUCUAAUGAAUCUUUACCCGUAGUUGUAGCUUAUGACCGUACAACAGCUGAGGAAAUGCAGAGCAUUUGGAUCUCUUGAGGGAUAGGCCAUGGAGUGGGUAGUCAGCCUUAUGGUCAGAUGGGCUCUGUGUAAGAGCAGUGCAUAUUAAUACGGCUUUUAUUUAUACGUAGAAGUUUAGUUUGCUACCUGUCAGAGUGUCUUCUGACUCCCACCGUAUAGGACUGGUUUGAGAUGGUGAAUUGAGUAUGAAUGAAGCUUUGAUUUCCUUUUCACUUGCAAGUAGCUCUGCUAAAUUAAAUAAUGAAAAGGAAAAAAAAAAAGCCAACAAAAACCAAAACAACAACAAAAAAAACCCAAACAAAACAACCAACCUCUGAAUGGCUGCUGUCACCGGUGUCCAUCAGCUACUGAUAACUAGAGGUGUUUAUUUUGGGGGCUUUUCUUGGGUGUAUCAUUCCAGGUUCUUUCUGGAGGCAUAAAGGAAAAAAAAAUCAGAAAUGCAGCAGAUUCCAUAGUACAGAACAUUAAAAUAGUUUAAAGUGUUUCUUGUGUUAAAUAUCUCCGCCAGCAACUAUCAAAAUGCCAGUUGUGAGUAUCUUCCUUGUAACAAUUAAUUGUUCUGCAUGCCUGAAAUUUUGAAAAUCAGUCCUCUGUGGAAGCUCAGUAUGCUUUUGAGACUGAAGUCCAACUUUAUCUGGUUUGUUGUUGCAUUCAUUCAAGGCAUGCUAAGAACGUCCAUUUCAUUCCUUCAAAAUGCUUGUUGAAGGCUCAUUCCAUAAAUGAAGGAUUGCCAGUUGUAGAAAUGAAGAAAUUAGAUCCUUGAUACCAGUCAGUAACACACAGUUGUGUGCCAGUUCGGGAUCUUCCUAACCUGUAACAUGCGUUUAUGGUGGGUUAGUUAUUAAUUUCCAAUUUAAAGGUUCCAUUUUACUUUCUCUGGCUUAAAAUAAAAUAACACGGCCAUGAAGUUACCGACUUGCUAGUAAAACAUUUAAAUCUCCAGUACUUACUGGAAAAGGAACAAUAUUUUGUGGGUUUUAGUGAUAUAAUCUGUGUUUAAGGAAUGUUAAAAUGCUAAACGCUAUAGAAUGUUAUUAAAAGUUGGACUUCUCAAAUGCCUGCUGUAGGGAUCUGGCACCUAUAUUUACUUGAGCUGAUGAUAAAUGUAGGAAAGGAUUGGUUUUGCAACAUCUCUCACCCAACACAGCCCUGGUUUAGCUGUGCCAUGUAUAAUCUUACAAAUGAAGAAUUGACAACUAAAAGUGACCAUCUCCUGCUAAUUCAGUUUUGUCUUUGUAGCUAGCUUUACCAGUCAUGUCCAAAGAAACUCUCUUAGAAGACUUACAAAUAAUGGUACAAAUUGUGUUAGAGACCUGACACCAUAAUGACCAGGGGUUUCGGUAUUUGCAUCAAUUGGCUCUUCUCUUGGAAACUCUUUCACCACAACAUGGCUGAGACAUCUGUGCUGCUUAGGUCAAGUAAACACAAUAUAAAUUUGAUAGGACUGGGCAUCUUGGAGCUUGCUUAUCUGACCUUUUGCAACAGUUGUAUCUUUUUGUCCUUCAAAUUUCAGCCUGGUUGAGCAGUUUUAAACUUCCUUGUGGUUUUCUGUCAAAUACCAUAACUAAAAUAGAGCAGUGUAGUCUUUUUUUUAGACUGAGGGCUUUAUGUGCUUAAAAGGCGCUUGUUUCCAAGGUAGUAAUAUUAGUCUUACCAAUAUUGACAUAGUCAGAGAAAUGAAUACCUCCUAUUUUACAUGACCAGUUUGUAUCAGAGGCCCAAGAAACUAAAUUUUACCAAAACCACCUCAGGUAAUUAAAAAUCCCUAUGAAUAGCCACAAUCCAGGUUUUGUCACCUGACUGUAACUUAGUUCCCAAAUUGAUCCCUCUCCUGUUUUCAGUUUUUAAUUUCACAAAUUGGUUUUAAUGGUAAAUAGGGGCUUUAUUUGGGAAUAUGAGAAAAUAGUAACAUGCAUACUUCAAUUUCAGAUAUGUAGAUUAGGUACCUACAAAGGAGGAGGACAUCUGACAUAUAUUUCCCAAUAAAUUCUUCAGAAGAAGAUAAAAAAUCAGCUUGUCUGUAUCGAGGUUAAUAUGAGAACCUGCAAGCUCUAGCACAUAGAAGAAGAAAUGACAGCUGAAAACAGAACUGAGGAGUGUAAUGCUGAUUUGGAGAAGUCAUAACUAUCGUGUAUCUAGAGUUUGGCUUCUGAAGCACAAAGUGUAGUUCCACCAUGUUGUCUGAAGUGAAAUAGAAUGGGAAGGAAGAUUUUUUUUUUUUUAAUUAGGGAGGGUGGAAUUUAUGCAGAUAGAACACAGGAGGUAUAAGAAGAGGGAUUAGGAAGGCUGUUUUCUAAAUGAUAGUAUUAAAUGCAUAGCCUGAGGUAGGGAGUGGAGUAUAAGUGGUUUGAUAGAAGUGCUUCGUGAGUAAGCACUCUAGCAAGUGGGCAGAUACAUCUGACUUGAAAUCAGCAAAAGUGUUUGAAGUUUGGUACUUGGGGAAGGCAUACCAUUUUAUUCUUUCUGUUAAAGGGAAAAGAAUCAGGAAAAUUUGUCCAGAGAGAAGGUAGAAUCUUGCAUUGGUACAAAGCUGCCUAACCAGUUGCCUGAAGAGAGAACUGAGAAAAAGCAAAUUCCAAGGUAGUUCAGCAAUCUGAUUAGGAAAUAACUUGAUUCGUAUUUAAGCAAGCUCAUUUUUACUUCUGCAAUAAAAAGCUGAGACACUGAUUCAAAGUGCUAUGAAGACAUUUCCCUUUUUUGUGAAGCAUCUUCUAAUGGUAUGUAUAUUGUGGUUCUGUGUUCAGCUGCUUAGAAUAUAUGUUGAUAUAGCAAGGUUAAUGAAGUUCAGUGGGCUGCUUAGCCAGAUUACAAAUACUAAAAAUGUAUCACAGUAUUAAUAAAUCACCAGAAAAAGUAGUGCAUCUGGAAUACUGGAGUGUAAAGUAUCAUGUAAAACAACUGCGUGCACUGAGGAGAAGCAAAGCCCAUUCCCAUUUUGUAGCAAGAGCACAGGACCAUGAGAGUGGGAUUUGGCUUUGGUUUUGCACUGAGCUGCUGUGUUAACUUCAAUUUAGUUUCACUUUGCCUCGGUUUCCCCAGCUGUACCAAAACAACCCAACAACCUACCUCACAGGGGUGUUGUGAGGCCAAAGCUAUUCUCUGUCAAGGGCUGGGGCUGAUGGAAGGUGCUACAGAGGACUAAAAAUCUUUAUUGAAAGAUCUUUAUAAUAGCUUUCAUUACAGUAUUUUAAUGCUGCUUUGGGACAGGCUUAUUUCUACAGAAUGUAAUAUCUAUUUUAUUUAAGUGUUAUUGAAUUAGUAUCUAUGGGUAAGGAAAAAGUUCAGGCUGAGCACUCUAACUGGUAUUUUUUCUCUUCAGUUAGCUGUGCAACCCAAAUGAUGUACUGAUGAGCCUCUUUGUUUUUACGUGGAAUACACUAAAAUCAAUAUUGCUAUAUUUUGUAAACCCCGUGACUGAAAUAAAAUCCUGCUCACAGUUGAUAGCCACCUCUUAUGAUGUGGCUGUUUUUAAGUUUGUUCAAAUUAUGUGAACUAGAAACAUUCAUUCCUGGAAGUAUCUAUUUGUGUCAGGAGACCGAGGUGGUAGUUUGUGGUACAUUGGAAAUACAGGAGAGAGCGCAAUCUUCAGAACUUUUAAAGUCUGGUAUUAAGGCAGGCUGUGGAGGAAAAAGAUGAAGGGAAUAAAACAAAGGGAAAUAGUAGCCUGUGGAGAGGUUUCUAUGAAACAGAAAAAGGAAAAAAAUGAUCAGUAGACAGAGCUGAGAGGUAUGAGCAGAGGGAUAGGCAGGAGAGGAAGGAAUACAGCUACAGAAGAGGCGAUUACCCUAUUUACUAUUAUCUCCUGUUUUAUCAGUUGACUGCAGCUGAAAGAACAUGAAGAAAUAAUUUUUAUGCCCUUGUCUGCUGUUGCCGGUGAUUUCAGGGUUCAUUGCUCAGCUUGUACCGUGGGCCUCCAAAGAGAAGCAGAGAAUGUGAUGGUGGCAUGCGUGCAGACAAAUUAGACCUCUGGUGGGUACUGGGCAGAGAUGAGGCCCAGCAGCUAUCUGCUCAUACUGAUAUUUUUAUCACUGCAGCAUCUCUAAGACAGUUGCUAGUGCGUAUCAGCUGUGACAAUUCUCUGUCAGAAAUGAUUACUGUUAAAUUUCAACAGACUAUUGCAGUUGCUUCCAAGGAAAUGUUUAACUAGCUGAAUAAUAAGCACUAAAGAAUAACACAGGGCUUUUUGGAAUACUUAUGGUGGUGAUGAUUAUGAGUGAUACUGAGGUCAACAGAUUGGUAGGUGGCUUAAAAUGACUUUGAGGUAUAUAUCCUGUUAUAUGGUGGGGAGGAGAAUUACUGUAAGAUGGAUAUCAUCUAUUCUUUGCCCCUCUUAACAAACUACCUUGGUCUUACUGUCUUUCCAGCUACAAAGAGCUGCUUCUACCAUUCUCUUAUCACUUUCCUCCCUGUAUUUUUCUAAUAUGUCACUUUUUUUAAGGUGCUGAUGAAACAGCAAAUAUUAAUUAAGAGAAAUACAUGCUGUAAUAUUUUUCCAUAUUGUUCUGUCUUUAAUACAGCCUAACAUCUUACUCGCUUUCUUGACUGCAACUACACAUUGAGCAGAUGUCUUCAUCAAGCUGUCCAUGGUGAUGCCUAGAUCGUCCCCUUGAAAGAUCACAACUAAUUCAGAAUCCACCAGAGCAUGUAUGAGUGGUUUAAAGCCUUUCCAGUAUUCAUUGCCUUGGGUUUAUUUUCUGUUGACAUUCACUUGCCACUGAAUUGCCAAGUUUACAGAGUUAGCUUACCCUGGCAAUCACCAUCUUCCCCAGUGCUGACAAACCCAAUAACUUUCUCUGGGCCUUGGCUUUUGCCAUCCAGUAUACUGAACUCUUCAGUUUCAUGUAUAUAAUUCACUUUUCUUAGCAGUGAUUAUCAUGGCAUGCUAUUACUAACUUUUACUUGAUCUGACCUUUUCUGUUUCUUGUCUCCUAUCUUCUGUACUUAAUUUUUGUUUUAGCUUAGUUAUAGCAUUGAAGUCACCGAGUUAUAGCUGUCUGCUUUAUUUCAAACAACUUGCCUACAGAAAAUCACUAGUUAAAAUGUCAAAAGCUUCCUUUUUUUUUUUUUCUUAGAUUAAAACAAAUCACUUUUUCUGUAUCUCUUCCAGAGUAUGUACAACCAUAACAAAAUGAUUCAAACCAUAAAAACAGGCUGAUACAAGAGAACAAAUGCAUUGAGAAACAGGUAAAACAGACGUGAAUCUGAUCUCCCAGAGCUUAACUUCAUUGGUUUCGGUGGAGUUAUUCCUGUCACUUGAGAUCAGUUUCAUUAAAACUUGACUUGAGAUCUACUCACUUGAAGUCUAGAUAAAACGGCCAGAAUCGAGUACGAGUGAACAAGCCCCAUAGCGAACUUGUUUUAAAUUUCUGGAUUACUCUGCUCUUUGUUUGUGGCAGAGGUGAAGCAGGUGUGUUACUUGGUCUCUGACCAGCAACCCCAUGGGCUCAGCCACGCUUAGUCUAACUGGACAUUGAAAUUAGAUUACGGUAUUUGAGAUGAAGACGAGUGCAGCAACAGUGGGGGCUGGGCUUAGUCUUUGUGGUUUGUUUCAUCUCUUCACGUUCUCAUCUUGUACUUUAAAGAUCGCACAUGUGUAAAUAAGGUUAAGUCUUAAGUGCUGACUGCAUUUACCAGUAAUGCUACCUUUAGAAGUACAAAGGAGACUUUGUAAGGGAAGACUCAAGCCUAUUAGGAUGUCUAGGUUACCACUUAAGAACUGCCUUGUCUCAGUAUCAAUACUGUUAUCUAGAACAGCUGCUUUCCAGUAGUAAGGAUAUGUAGUUGAAAAGAAUGUACCUCAGAUUUUACAACUUAUUUGCGUGCAUCUGCUGGGCGUUCUGUUACAGCAGUUACUAGUACAGUACUCUGUCAAAAACAGUUGUGGCUGCUGGGGGUUUAUAAAGCUGGCAAAUGGGAGCUGAGGUUUUUUUGUUAAUUUUGAGGGAGCAGGGGGAGUAGCGCAGAUGCAGCAGUAUCUGAUAGUUGUUAGAAUGUAGUACUUCAUACCUUCUCCCACACAUCUAAGACUCAUCUCUGCUGCUACACUUGCCAAAGCACUGUCUUGCCACUGUAAAUCCUUACUGGGUUAUUUACUAACUACUCCGUAACCUUUUCUGACUGUGCACUGUGUCUUUAAUCUGGGAAUGAGGUAAAAGGCAAACUGGCUUUGUAAACUGGCUUGACUGUUUUCUGGAUAAUUGGCUCUGCUAAUUGCUUUUUCUGCAACUCAAAGCCCAGCAAAAAUGUCUUGAUUUGACCUUCCUUCACCCUCGAGUAUUCCCUUCAUCUUUUGUUCAUCUACAUUAUUAUGCCAAGGAUUUCUAGCCAGGUGCCUGCACUAUUCACCACUUAUUUAGAAAGCAGCUCUAUAAGCAAGAAUUCCAGAGUCUUGAUUGUGCUGCCUUUAUUCAGUCAGGGCUCUAGCAUCACAAACAUGGCUCAGUCUGUUGCAAAAUUGCUUGGCAAGUAAAUGUGAUCUCCUUGAAGGAUUUACACCUAGACCCUCAAAGGCUACAGGGGAGCCUGAUUCCCCCAGAACUCAGCAAAAUGAAGGCAGGAGUACUGGUCAUGGUACACCACAGUUCAGCUAGAAAGAGGAGUGCAGGUGCAUGACUGGUAAUAUGCUAGCUCAAAUGAAACUGUCUUAUCUGGAGAGCAGGGUCUAGCCUAAAGCUUUUUUAUUUUUUUAAUGAAGAGAUGACUGAGUGAAGAAGAGUAAGAGGACAUCCCUUUCAGUGAAAAAAAUUAUGAAACUGAAUGUUUUCAGCAAUGUACCAGAAUGUCUCACCACCAGACCUAAUGGGAAGAAAUGAAGAUAAAGCCAUUUGAGUGCUUGCUGUAGUGCAAAAGGAAGAAUGAUACUGUCUGGCUGGCAAAAUGGUUGGCUGGGAGCCCACUGAGCACAGCAGAAACUGUUUCAGCAAAGCAGAGUACAGUAUGAUCUAUUUCUGAGAAUCCCUGUGUGGCCCCCACAGUUAACACAGGAACCUAACGGUGCCUGUAUAUUUAUAUAAUUAUAUGUUUAUAGUCAUAAUUUAAGUUCAAAACCUGAACUAUAUAUAUAUUUUUUUGUCAGUAGAUUUUUUUACCCUGGUUUACCUAUCAUGGCUUCUGCAUAUGACAACUUCUACCUGUGCAGUGCACAUACCUGUUGUUGUCCUUUCAUCCCAUGUUAGAGUAAUGGUAUCAAACUCUGUAAAGCACUUUUGUGAUGUUUCCUGUGAAGAAAGUUGAAGAAAAUAAAUUUAUCUUAACAGCA
Tyto alba (common barn owl) is the source of this 10555-nucleotide messenger RNA. RefSeq names its product CDV3 homolog (gene CDV3). The transcript is spliced from 5 exons. Gene Ontology annotation, cellular component: cytoplasm. The record is from RefSeq and is a predicted model, not a curated record. NCBI's taxonomy places the organism in Eukaryota, Metazoa, Chordata, Aves, Strigiformes, Tytonidae. The coding region runs from base 300 to 1040 and encodes 246 amino acids.